Molecule: messenger RNA, 2680 nt
Organism: Procambarus clarkii (red swamp crayfish)
Lineage: Eukaryota; Metazoa; Arthropoda; Malacostraca; Decapoda; Cambaridae
Product: death domain-associated protein 6
Molecular function (GO): histone binding
Source: RefSeq, a predicted model, not a curated record
UUGUUCCCGUCGUGGCCACUACAUAGAUGGUGUUUACCCUCAGGUAAAUGCCACCGGUGCUCAAGAAGCCACUAUAGUGUGCUACAAGCGACCAGUGUGCUACAAGUGACCAGUGUGCCACAAGCCAGCGGUGCUCAGCAUGCUACCAGUGCUCAAGAAGCCACGUGUGAUGCUCAACAUGCCAGCAGUGCUCAACAGCCGAGCCCCCAGGAGGUCACAGUUAUGCUACGGGAGGAGCGCUCUACCCGCCGCCGCUCGCCCGGGUUCAUCCUACUCCGUGUUUACAAAUACAACAAUGGCGGCAAGCGAGGUGAUAGAGCUCGACUCCGGCUCCUCUGACGACGACUUCCAGGAGCCUCCUAGAAAGCCUAUUGGUUGGAACUACCAGUUAACUGCUUCGAAGAAAGAUAAGUUUCAGGAGAAGACUGGUAAAGCAAAUGGUGCAGUUCAUAAGACUGAUGACCAAGGUGAUGAUCUAGAAAUUGUUGAAGUAAAGUCUGAUAAGAUCAAACUUCCCAAAGGAACAGUCUUUAAACCACUUCCAAUUUCCAGUACUAGAUCAGAAAUUCGUAAAAUUAUAAGAAACACUUCACAGUCGACUAUCUCGGACUUUUUUGUAGAUGCAAAAAAAAAUAAUAACAGUGAAAGUACAAAGACUGAUGGUAAUGAGUCAGAUGAUUGUGAAAAAGAAGAAACGGUUAAAUCUAAUUCUCUGCCAGAAAGUGAUAGAAAAAAAUAUGUAAAAACAGAAGACAAAAAAUCCGACAGAAAUGCAGAUAGAAAAGAGGACAGAAAAGAAGACAAAAGAGAAGAAACAAAAGACAGAAAAGAAGACAAAAAAGAAGACAAAAAAGCAGAGAGAAAAGAAGAAAAAAAUGAAAGCACAAAAGAAGACAACAAAGAUGACACUGUGGAGGAAAACAGUGAAACAAGCAUAGCAUCACUAGAGAAUUUUGUGAGUCGGUGGGAGGAAGUGAAAUCCAGUAAAGAUGACCACAAGAUUCGUGACAAGUUAUGGAAAUAUUACUACUUGUCUCAUUCUAGCUACACUCAUUCCAGAAAGUUCAUCAAUAUGAUUGAGAGUGCAACACGUAAGCUGUCGAUUGACAACAUUUAUGUUGUAAUAAAAGACAUAUUAGACAGUUUGAAGCGAUACAAAGAUGCUCCCUUUGGAGACAAGAAACAGCGGAUCAGUGGUGAAGAGUCAACCGGUGAGGGUGGAGUAUCAUCGCCAUUACCAGAAGAAACGGAAGAAGAAAAAAAACGGGCCUCCAGGCUAAGAAAGGUCGAGAAAAAAAUGAAGGAAAUAUCAGAUAAAAUUAAAGAAUUGGAAAGCAGUGAAGUUGAUCUUGAUGAUGAAGCAAACUCGUCUUACUUAGUGGAGGAAAGACUAAAAAGACAGUUCACCAAACUACACGAUUACUACUGUAAAAUUGCUCAGUGCUCACCUGCCACAGGUCGCCCGAUUGAAAGAAAGUUCCGGUAUCAAGGAUCACGGUGGUCAGAAGUUAAUAAGAGAAUUACUGCAUGGGUGAACAAAACUAAAGAGUUUCCAGAUUAUGUGGACAUCUUGAACCUUUUAAAGAAGGUUACAAAACAGAGCAGCCUGCCUUUGAGACCAGAAACUGUCAGAGUUCAGGCCCAAGAAAUAUUUCGUGAUGUGGGAAGGAUGUUGAAAGAACGGAGGGAGAGCGAUGACUUGUACAACAUAUACUCUUAUGCGGAUGAUGAUGUUGAAGAUCCUGCUAUAAAAGAUGAAGAUCUAAAUCAGCAGUUGACCGAAAACGAAAGUAUAGCUAAGGAUAAACUAGAGAAGAUUUUUCAGGAGUUUGUUGACAAAGAUGCAGAAGCAAGAGAAAACACAGAUAAAAAUAUUGAGAAGAACAAGAAAAGUUCUAAGGAAGAUAAUGACAAGGAGGAAAUAGAUACAAACCAGGAGGUCAAUGUGGGGAAAGAGGAACUCAAAGAGGGCAUUGAGGGCGAAGAAGACCAAGAAAUUGACGAUGAUGGUGAUGACGACAUAGAUGAUGUUGAAGCAGAUGAUGAUGAGGAAGAUGAAGAUGAAGAUUAUGAUUUAGUAUUGUUAGAUGAGGAAACAGAGGUGCAAAAUAUCCAGGAGAACAAGUUACUGUAUGAUGAUGAUGGUGAUAUCACUGAUGAUGAUCUGAAGAAUGUGUUGGCUAGUGUCUGCUUUGAUGAGGAAGUAGACUUUUCUGAAGAAGAUGUUCCACUUGUUGACAGUGAGGAAAUGGAUUAUCUCAAUACUGAAGCAGAUGAUGAUAGUGAGGUGGUGUGCUUGGAUGAUAAUGAUGAUAAUAAUUAUGAAACAGAUGAAGGAAAAGUGGCAGGUGAUAAAUUUGAAGGAAAUGGAAGGGAUUUAGAAGUAAAGGAAGCAGGAAACAGAGCAGAACAAACGGCAGGUGAUGUAGUCAUAAAAGAAAAGGAAGCAGGUGAGCCAACUUCAAAAGAGAGUUUGCCAUUGUCAAAGCCCACCUCUCCACUAUGUAAUCAGAAAUUUCAUAGUGAGAAACGCAAAUUGGAAGAUUUAACAAUUUGGCCGGAAAAAAAACACUGUUCAGAGACUUCAUUCCCUUGAUUGUUAACCUUUUAGUGCACAAAAAUUAUUUAUCUAAUAUCAUUUAUUAUUAAUAUUGAGUAAUAAUAAAUCUGUAUUAUUAAU